UUAAUUUUUUUCCACUCUCUGUAACAGUCUCACUACUACUAGUCUUAAGCAAAACCGUUACAUUAAACUCCUUUCUCUUCACUUUCCCUCUAUUCUUUUCCCUCUGCUACCAUUUUCCGUUGUUCAUUUCAGCACUUUCAGCUCAUUUUCGUCUCUUUGAAUCUCUUUAUAAGGUGAGUUCAGUGCUGAUUCAAAUUGAUGGACCCAGAAACAAAAAUUGCUCCGGUGGAUGAGAGUCCAAACAUGUUCUUAUAUAGCCAUUCCGAGGUUGACCAAGAUUUAUCUUAUUUGUCUGCCUUUGAAGAUGAAGUUACAAGAUUGCAACAUUAUUUACCUGAAUGUAGCAUGGACUGUUUGGAUGGUACCGUUGAUUUUGAAACAUUCAAUUCACUAAAAGGCUUCAAUAUUGGAAGUUUUUCAUGUGCAUUCAAGUAUGAUCAGAUAAAGUUUGAUGGCGAUGCGCUGGAAUUGUAUUUUGCACAAGAAGGAGAGGAAACAAAGGGGAAUAGCAAGAGAAUGCUAGUCACUAAUGAGAAGACCGUUAUUGGAGACUUCAGCCUUCAUUCCACAUGCGAGGAAACUAUAUUGAAUACUGAACCAGUUGAUGAAGUUCCAAAUUUGAAUUACAGUUCAUGGGAAAAAUCCUGUCUAGGUGGUGUGGAUUUAGAAAGCAACUCCCCGCAUUUCAAAGAAAGAGAUUGUCAUGCUGAAAUGUCUGAUUUAUCUUCUUCAAGGGUAAUGCUACUUGAAUCUACAUAUGACAAGGAUCCUUUUUCGCUUGAAAAGAUGACCACCCAAGAUCUUUGUCAGGUUUUCAGCAGAAUAUUCGGGUGUGAAACCUUAGUUAUGGACAAGCAAUGGCUUAAACACUGUAUUGUGUUUGGUUUACAGAACCAAGGUGAGUUAAUAGAUGGUUUGGACCAUUUGGAAUGUGGUACAACUUCCAAGGUCAAUGAAGGAAAAGCUGUCCACUUAACAUGUACAGCAUUGUCUGGAAUUGCUCCUGACUCUACAGAAAUAUUGGGUGCCCAACUCAUGUCAGCAGAAAAGCAUGUGAAAAGGGAGAAGCUUACUGGUUGCAACUCUUUGGAGAGUAUGUCUUCUCCAGUUAGAGAUGUUGGAUUUUGUUCCUUAGGUGAAAGUAAUCCUGUAGAUGUGAUUGUUACACGGCAGCAAACGCAUAGGCCUACUAGGACAUGCACCAAAAGACUGGAACAGCAAGACUCAAGAUAUCAGCACCUAAAUAUUGGGGCAUUCUAUAAGAAUCGAAGAGAUGAAUUCCUUCAUGUUAGAUCUCACAAGCAGCAUCAUGAAAAGGGAUCAGGAACUUCACAAAUGAUUUGUCAAGAAGAAUGUCUGAGAGGAUCUUCUGUUCAGGUUCCACUCGAACUUUCAGUCCAGAUAGGACACUUGACAAAAAGCACAUCUUUGGUUGAUGAUUUUGACAAUUGCAACGACGAGGAGGUUUCAGUUUCCAAUGAAGAUUUUGAUAAGGAAACUUCUUCAGCUGACUCACAGGAUAACAUUUCAAAAAGUGAAUGUGUGAAAAGGAGAAGGGGGCUUAGAAAGAAAAGACAGCGUCACCAGAGGUGGACAACUUGUGAGGUGAUGAAAUUAAUUGAGGGUGUUUCUAAGUUCGGAGUCGGAAAAUGGACUCACAUAAAGAAGUCAUUAUUUUCAUCAUCUUCUCAUCGCACAUCUGUAAAUCUCAAGGACAAAUGGCGAAAUCUUUUAAAGGCUAGCAGCAACGAGACACAAAAAAGGAGAAAGGUAGAGCAAGAGCAAACACAUGCAUCACAUCAACUGCCAGAUUCGGUUUGGCGUCAGGUUAGGGAGCUGGCUGUUAUCUAUUCAUAUCCAAGGAAAAGCAAGUCCAAAGUCUCAUGCACUAGUUUAGCCUCAUCGACUCCCAGCUACUACUGUUAAUUCCAAAUUCCUUUAUACUGUUAACAAUUGCUGUUGUGAGUUAGUAACUAUUAAAGCUAGAAACCACUGGAAAUUUGGUACAAGUGGAAAGCUGGAUAGUUAUAGAAAGCUUUAGUUAGAAGUUGAGCCAGUAAGAAGAAAGAGUGAAAAAAAAAAAAGAGAAGAAAAGGCUAUUUUAAGAAUGCCUUUCAUCUUCAAAUAGAUUGUUCUCCCUUCUAUUCAAAUGCAUCAUAGGUAAUACCCCAGUAGGUUAAAAAGGAAUGUCUAUAGAUAGUGGCUUUUCUUUUCUUGUCGUGAAAUAUUAGCCUCUGAAUAUGCUAUGCCAUAGUUAAUGACAUGUUCAUAUAUAUACCUCUUCCUUAGACAGCUAAGUGUGAUUUUUAACUCCAAACCUUUUGGGUAAACAGAAAAUUUUUUUAGCA
Messenger RNA from Jatropha curcas, 2348 nucleotides. RefSeq lists its product as uncharacterized. The record is from RefSeq and is a predicted model, not a curated record. Lineage: Eukaryota; Viridiplantae; Streptophyta; Magnoliopsida; Malpighiales; Euphorbiaceae.